Messenger RNA from Scomber japonicus (chub mackerel), 907 nucleotides. Its product is annotated as inositol monophosphatase 1-like. NCBI's taxonomy places the organism in Eukaryota, Metazoa, Chordata, Actinopteri, Scombriformes, Scombridae. The transcript has 8 exons. The record is from RefSeq and is a predicted model, not a curated record. Gene Ontology annotation, biological process: signal transduction; inositol metabolic process; phosphatidylinositol phosphate biosynthetic process. The coding region runs from base 27 to 893 and encodes 288 amino acids. Gene Ontology annotation, molecular function: inositol monophosphate 1-phosphatase activity.
UCAUCAUCACCUUCAUCUUCAUCAUCAUGGCCGACUGGACCGACUGUCUGAACUUUGGGAUUUCUAUCGCUAAGCAGGCCAGUGAGGUGGUUCUACCAGCGUUCCAUCAGCAGAAAGACGUGAAGCUGAAAAGUUCUCCGGCUGAUCUGGUGACAGAAACGGAUCAAAGAGUCGAGAAGAUCCUGAUCUCUGCCAUCAGGGAACGGUUCCCUCACCACAGGUGCAUCGGGGAGGAGGCGGUGGCGGCGGGGGAGCGUGUGCAGCUCACCGACGCUCCGACCUGGAUCAUCGACCCGAUCGACGGAACCGUUAACUUUGUCCACAGGUUUCCAUUCGUGGCCGUCUCCAUCGCCUUCACCGUCAACCAGCAGACGCAGUUCGGGAUCGUGUACAGCUGUGUGGAAGACAAACUGUUCCACGCUGUCAGAGGAGGCGGAGCCUUUCUGAACGGAGCGCCGCUGCACGCCUCUGGACAGGAAGAUAUCAGCAGGUGUGUGGUGGUGACGGAGAUCGGAGCGGAGCGCGAUGACCUCGCUCUCUCCACGAUGACGUCAAACAUCUUCAGACUGCUGAAGCUCCCGGUCCACGGGGUGCGUGCUCUCGGCACCGCGGCGGUCGACAUGUGUCAGGUGGCGACGGGCGGAGCGGACGCUUACUUCCACAUCGGGAUGCACUGCUGGGACAUCGCCGCCUCCGCCAUCAUCGUGCAGGAAGCUGGAGGCGUUGUCACGGAUACGGACGGUUCGGCGUUCGACAUGAUGUCCAGGAGAGUCAUCGCGGCGAGCUCCUCCGCCGUGGCCAAUCGCAUCGCUCAGGUGGUGCAGGCGUUCCCCUGUCGCCGUGACGACGAGGAUCCCGACAGUUGCGAAGCCGCAGCUGCGAACGGACUGUAGGUCAGCUGACCAAU